AUGAACCGACUCCUCCAACAGACCGCUUCGCGCGGCUCGUUGGCCGUUCGCGCUUCAUCAACAGUAACCACAAAGCCGCCAGCACCAAAUCAGAUCACCAAGCAAAAUGCGCAAUUCGAUAAGGUCACCCAUACUGGACAAGCUUGGGAUCAAUCAGACUACCGACUCCAACGUUUCGACAUCUCCAAGAAGAGCGUUAACCCAAACGUGGCGAUGUAUUUGAUCGAUCAGCGCCCACCGGAGGAUUGUGGUGAUAAGAGAAUUGUCUGGUGUGAUGGAGGACAUCCAGCUCUUGGACACCCAAAGGUUUAUAUCAAUUUGGAUAAGCCAGGAGUCCAUGCAUGCGGAUAUUGCGGCAACCGAUUCUACAACUCUCACGCGACGAAAGGAGAGGACAUGAAGAUUCAGCACCUCAAUUGCUAA
Messenger RNA from Caenorhabditis briggsae, 423 nucleotides. RefSeq names its product Protein CBR-NDUF-6 (gene Cbr-nduf-6). Gene Ontology annotation, biological process: mitochondrial electron transport, NADH to ubiquinone. The coding region runs from base 1 to 423 and encodes 140 amino acids. The transcript has 3 exons. The record is from RefSeq and is a predicted model, not a curated record. NCBI's taxonomy places the organism in Eukaryota, Metazoa, Nematoda, Chromadorea, Rhabditida, Rhabditidae.